UGGCAAACAAGUACCUUAAGAAAAAGUUAAAUAAUAUACUAUCUGAAGGAAUUUGUUAUUAAAUAUUCAAGAGCAUCCUUUUUCUUUACUUUCAGGGAGUUCUAUAAGGAGCUUUUCCCUUGUCUUCUGUUGUCAGUUUGACAGCCUCUGAAGAUCUUUAAUGAUAGCAGUCACAGUCUUCUGUCAGGGAGAACAUGAGCUGACAUAACAAGAGCUGUAGUUGAAGCCUGCUGCAACUGUGGAAAGAUGCACCUUUAGAAGGGGAUAGAGGGGAAAGACAAAUUAGCAUGUAAUUAAGAAGUUCAAUUUGUGGUGAGGUUGAGCUGUUGUUAAAAUGUUGCUGGAAGCACAUGACUUAAAGAUGGUGUACUAAAAGAUGGUAUUGACUGGCCCAGCACAUUUUAUAAAUGGAAAAAAAAGGACAAUAAAAGGAAAUAAACAUUAGGAGAGAGCAGGUAUUCAGGUCUCAUAGUCUGCAUGGUACUUGUGAGGAAUGUGGCAAUGUUCAUGUUAGGGGGAGCACAAGGUGUAGUUCUGGAGUCUCAGGGAAAGCAGUAGAGAGAGAUACAGCCUUAAGUAUACAAAGCUUGGGAAAAGCACUGUACUUUCUGUACAUGUUUUCCAGAUUGCUGUUGAAUUAUAGCCUGUUAAAGGCUGUUAUUGAUGGAACAAGUUUUCCCCUUCUGGUAUACCCCAGAUUUGUUUGUGGAUUCUGCUCUCUAUCUCCCCCAACGGCAUCUCAAUAUAGUCCUUAAACAUGCUAAUUAUUCUUUACAUUGACUAAUGCAGUAUUUCUGUCUAAGAGUUCUGCUUUGCUGUGUCUGUUUUUCUUUUUUUUUUUUUUUUUUUUAUGUAUCUAAAGCUGAAGCAGAAUUUUUCUGAUCUGCAACUUGAAGUAUAAAAUUUAGCACUUCAGGUUCACGUUUCUCACAGUAGCUACAUGUCUGAGGGGGUUAUGGCCAAGCAUGAAGAAGGAAGAGUAGAAAUUGGGGAUUUUUGAGAAUAAACCAAUGGAUGGGAGCGGUGUGGAUAGGCACAGCAUAAGCGAAAACACUUGAAGUUUCUAAUGACAGAGCAGCUAAUCCCCACAAGGGUGUAGGCUGUGGGUGUGUAUUGCAGAGCCAGAGGGUGGUAAAGAAGAUAAACAAUAGUACCUGGGUGAUUUCAUUUUGUGCUAAUGGAAGAUGGCUACCAAAAGUUUGUAACAUCUUUGGCAGAAGUAGGCAGCAUUUUAAAGGUGGGCUUUUAUUUAAAAAUGAUGCUAGAUGAUUUACUCUCAAGUACAUUCUUAGUAGAGUGACCCUUUGUUAGAUUAUUUUUUCCAGGGGCCAGCAGCUGGUGAAACUUAAUUGAAGAGUAACAAUUUCAAGAUGUCAGGUGGUCCAAGAGUCUCGUUCAAUGCAAUUGAUUCUGCUCUUUCUUCUUUGAAAAACUGCCAGUCUUACAUCAACUCUGGAAUGGAUGUGGCUACUCAGGUUGCCCUUGACCUUGUGGAAAGUUUCAAUGAUGAAGAAGAUGUUAACAAUAUGGAAAAAGUCAUGUUAGAAUAUGCUAAAAUGGACAGAGAACUUAAUCAUUAUAUAAAAGCAUUUGAAGAAACCAUAAAUCAGGUAAAACAAGAAAAACCGGAAAUUUUACCAGAUUUAGAAAACUUGGUGCAAGAAAAAUUCCUUGAAAUGGAGAGCAUGAACAGUGACUCAGAUUUACAAAGGAAUGAAAAAUAUAUGUAUUUUAAGGAUCAGCUUAAGGAGAUGAAAAAACAAUAUCAUGGAAAUGACACCAUUGAACAAAUCGAUGAAGAUAUAGCUGUGACUCGGAGUCAGAUGAACUUUAUUUGUCCCAUUACACAGGUGACAAUGAAGAGGCCAGUGAGGAACAAAGUCUGUGGACAUAUUUAUGAAGAAGAUGCCAUUCUAGAAAUGAUCCAGACUCAAAAGCAGAAAAAGAAAAAUGUCCGAUGCCCUAAAAUGGGCUGUAGCCAUGUUGAUGUAAAAGGAUCAGAUCUUGUACGAGAUGAAAUACUUAAAAGACUGAUUGACAGUCAGAAAAAACAAAGCUGGUCAACACUGGACACGUGAGCUGGAUAUGCUACUGCCACAAGGAAAAUUUGUUAUUAGAGGUCUUGUGAGAUAAGUUGCUAAGUCUAAAUGGGCUGUAUAACUGAUUGUUAUUUGUUAAGUGUUUCAUUUAUAGGUAAAUCAUUGUUAAAUGUUUAAUAUAUAGCCAAAGUUGAGGUUUCUGCUGUAACUGAAAGCAUUUUUUGAACUCAGGAAUAUAAGGAAUUCCAGUUAAACUUGUUUGAGUUUUUUCUACCUUCCUGAAUUUUUAAAAGCUUGCUUUUGGUAAAUAAAGUAUGUUUUGCAGCAUUUAAACUUC
This is a messenger RNA of Serinus canaria (Common canary), 2376 nucleotides long. RefSeq names its product NSE2 (MMS21) homolog, SMC5-SMC6 complex SUMO ligase (gene NSMCE2). Lineage: Eukaryota; Metazoa; Chordata; Aves; Passeriformes; Fringillidae. The coding region runs from base 1371 to 2078 and encodes 235 amino acids. Gene Ontology annotation, molecular function: SUMO ligase activity; zinc ion binding. Gene Ontology annotation, biological process: double-strand break repair via homologous recombination; protein sumoylation. The transcript has 7 exons. Gene Ontology annotation, cellular component: Smc5-Smc6 complex; nucleus. The record is from RefSeq and is a predicted model, not a curated record.